Molecule: messenger RNA, 666 nt
Organism: Beta vulgaris subsp. vulgaris (sugar beet)
Lineage: Eukaryota; Viridiplantae; Streptophyta; Magnoliopsida; Caryophyllales; Amaranthaceae
Exons: 1
Coding region: 1-666 (221 amino acids)
Source: RefSeq, a predicted model, not a curated record
AUGGAGCCCUUCAUUUUGGCUAAACUAGCUAAAGUAUAUGCAAUGCUAACUCAAGUUCCUAGGGCACCUAGGCAACAAGUUGAUCGAAAUCGUGUGGAUGCACAUACUCGCUUAUGGAAUGACUACUUUGCCGACACUACCCUCUACCCCCCACGAUUAUUUUGCCGCCGAUUUCGCAUGCAAAAACAUGUUUUCCUCCGUAUAGUAGAAACGCUGACUAAUAAGAACACUUUCUUCCAACAAAGGUCAGAUGCCACAAGGAGACUUGGUGCAUCAGCAUUGCUAAAGUGCACUAGUGCAACUAUAAGGUUGUUAGCAUAUGCCACAUCAACAGAUUUAGUGGAUGAUGAUCUUAAAAUAAGUGGCUCUCUUGAUAGAGAUUCAUUACAACAUUUUGUUGAGGGUGUGGUUGCCGAGUUCGGUGACGAAAACUUAAGAAGACUUAAUGAUACAGAUUUAACAAGAUUGUUAUAUGUAGGUGAGGAACAAGGAUUUUCGAGAAUGAUGGGUUCUAUUGGUUGCAUGCAUUGGCGAUGGAAAAAUUGUCCUCUACAGUUUAAAGGAUUCUAUUCGGGAAGAGCUGGUAAGCCAGCUUUAAUUCUCGAAGCUAUUGCAUCAUAUGAUUUGUGGAUCUGGCAUGCUUUCUUUGGAACACCAUGUAGGUAG